This is a messenger RNA of Dunckerocampus dactyliophorus (ringed pipefish), 867 nucleotides long. It is a transcript of the gene capslb, whose product is annotated as calcyphosine-like b. The record is from RefSeq and is a predicted model, not a curated record. Gene Ontology annotation, molecular function: calcium ion binding. Bases 212 to 838 code for a protein of 208 amino acids. The transcript is spliced from 5 exons. NCBI's taxonomy places the organism in Eukaryota, Metazoa, Chordata, Actinopteri, Syngnathiformes, Syngnathidae.
CUUAUUUCAACUUUGAACCUUGGUCCUCGUGAAGCUCAGGUGGGUCCCCCGUCACCGAGGCCCGGCUAAUCUAUACGUCACGUGAGGUGCGAACGCUCGGGAGGGGGUGGGGGGUCCCCGGCAGGGAACCAGCGGAAAUAUUCUAGAACCAGAAGGGAAAAAAACCCCACUGACGGCUGGUCGACAGGUUCCGGCCCUAUUCACUGAUUUAAUGGCGGGGACUUCGAGACACGACCGAGAGAUGGCGCUGAACGCCAAGCGGCGACUGUCAGCUUCUUCUGACCCGGUAGAAAGACUCCGCCUCCAGUGCCUGGCCAGGGGAUCUGCUGGGAUCAAAGGACUCGGCCGAGUCUUCAGGAUCAUGGACGACGACAAGAACCGCUCGCUGGACUUGAAAGAGUUCCUGAAGGGGGUCAACGACUACGGUAUCCUGAUGGACAAACAGGAAGCCGCCGCCGUCUUUCAGCAUUUCGACCGUGACGGCAGCGGAACCAUCGACUUUGAUGAGUUCCUGGUGACGCUGAGGCCCGCCAUGUCCAAGGCCCGCAAGGAGGUGGUCAUGCAGGCCUUCCGCAAACUGGACAAGACAGGUGAUGGCGUGAUCACUAUCGAAGACCUGAGGGGGGUUUACGACGCCAAGUACCACCCCAAGUACCAGAACGGGGAAUGGACGGAGGAGCAGGUCUUCAGGACGUUCCUGGACAACUUUGAUUCUCCGUACGAUAAAGAUGGCAAGGUGACGCAGGAGGAGUUCAUCAACUAUUACUGCGGCGUCAGCGCCUCCAUCGAUAACGACGUUUUCUUCAUCCUGAUGAUGAGGAACGCCUGGAAGCUGUGAGCUUACAACUCAACUCAUUAAAUAUGGAU